UUGUGCUACCGUUAGUUUAUCGCGUCACCUUGUGACGUACAAUGCGUAGUACUGCUCCAACUUGCACCAGUGCUGUGGCAUGUUUACUUGUAAACGGAAAUCAGCUAGCUAUUUAAGACUCAGUCGGACCUGAAAACCCACAUAUUCAAGCUGUACACAAAUAUUUUUCACUUGUAGGUUAUAGGUAGGCUUCUAAUUUGCUUUUGCAUUAAAUGCAUGGUUUUGUAGCUGUCCUCUGCUUUUCCGUUUCUGCUUUGAAACCGAACAGCUAACAUGGAUAUUAAGGAGGAGACUAUAGCCAUUUUAAAACAGUUUGACAUUGGAAACAAAUUGUCUUAUCUACCGGUCCUGCCCAAAGCCUCGGUGCUGAUCCCGCUGUUUGUGAAGAAUGGAGAGCUGUACACCUUGAUGACCCUGCGUUCAAAGGAGUUGAAGACCAGUGCUGGUGAAGUGUGUUUUCCCGGUGGGAAGAGAGACCCCAGUGACAGAGAUGAUGUGGACACAGCUCUGAGGGAGGCAGAGGAGGAGAUAGGUCUAUCUCCUGAAGGUGUUCAGGUGGUCUGUAGACUGUUCCCUAUCAUUAAUAAGAGUGGUCUGUUGGUGACCCCGGUGGUUGGAUUCAUAGAGGAAUCAUUUUAUCCCUGCCCAAACCCAGCCGAAGUCAGUGCCGUGUUCACAGUCCCUCUGGACUUCUUCACCAGCGAGAAGGACCAUUGUACUGCCCAUGGUGCUGCUGGGAUGGUUGGGCCAUUGCACUCAUUUCAUUUUGUGGACCCUGAUUCAGGAAGCCAGUAUCACAUAUGGGGCCUGACUGCCAUGUUGGCCAUACUGGUGGCUGCACUUGCUCUCAGAAAACAACCCGAGUUUGAUGUUGGUUUUGACUCUGAGGAUCCAUUAUCCUUCUUCCAACAGAUUCUACAUAGAAGAAUUAGUAAACUAUGAACACAUCCUUUCCCAAUGUUGGUGGAAGUGGCUAUUCGAAGAGUCAGACUGAGCAUCCUGGAUUGCUCAAAAUGAAACGACUGGACGUGAAAAACAUGAAAUUACACCACAAUCCAAGACAAAACAAGCUGACAAAUGUUCAGUGACACAAAUGACAGUUGGUGCCACCCCACCCAUCCCCUCUGCCUCAAAAUAUAUGUUCUCAUAAACUGUAAUUGGUCCGAUGUUUGAUGUAGAGCAAGCUCUAUGUCCACACCAUGAGGUAAAAUUUACAUUCAUGAAACUGAAGUCACAGGUUGGCUUUCUGUGUUGGUAUGGCUUUAAGAGGCAUUACUGUUCCGCACUUCCUCCGCAACAUCAUGUGCUCUUAAACUCCCCUACCCAAGAGGAAUGGAAUGCUUGGAAACAUCACUACUGUGUUCUAACCUGAUCUACACUUAACGGAUGAAUCAAAGUGCCAUUUGAGAUGCAUGACAUUUAAAAAAAAAAAAAAAAAAAAAAAAAAGUUAGAAAAAAAACAAACACACACAAGAAACCUAGCCCAUGUAUUACAUUAUACAAAUUGGGUAAAUGUUAAAACAGUAGAAUGAUGUUCUAACAGAUCUGCUUGAUGUCCACUUAAUUACAUUUCUAAUUUCAGUCAUACACUUCACAAUAAACCUCCGCUUCAUUUCAGGAAAACAUACCAGCAAUGAUAUUCUGUGCUAUGAGCAUAAACCAAAAACUUUAGUUUUACAAAAAUACUCUACAUUUUGAUACAUGGAUACAAAAUUCUAAAAAAGAUAAGUUACUUUAAAAUGGAUCACUAACAGCUGCAGGACAAAAUAGUAUGACUAUGAAAAUGUAAACAGAUGCAUAUGUGAACAAUACUACUCUAACAUUUGAAUUAUUCUCAAACAUUGGCCUUUUGAUAAUGCCAAAUUGGCUACUGUUGUAGAUAUGGAAAGUACAGCAGUGUUAUUUUGCAUCAAAAAAUAGAGUAAUGUAAUGAGAAAUGUAAAAACUGGUGGAAAUGUUAAGAGAGAUGAGAUUAAAUGAUCCAUGAAACAAAGUACCUUUACAUGUCUUUUAUAAAUGUACUUAAAACAAAACAACAUGCUGAAUUGCUAUCCAUGUAAGAGCUGCAUAAUUUAAAUGAGUGAGUAAAAAUUAGUAAACAUGAGAAGGGCAUUCGAAAAGGACAAGUAUGAGACAAGAUGAUAAGGAUUCACAACAGGAGCUUUGGUAUGCCUGGGUGCACUCCAGUCUGACCCCACCACAACAGCCAGCUCUCUAGACUCAACUCUGCUUCGAAGCUAACAAUUAAUGUCAGUGCUAUUGAUUUAAGUAGAAACUGUUACGUACUAACAUCACAUCAGAAGUGCCCAUCACUCCUGCACAUAGCACCAUAGAUAGAAUCAAAAUGGCGGCCUCUAUGUAACAGAGAUUUCAUUUACCAGUGAGCCCCUGUUCACAACACAAGGGACGGGUACUGGGUGCCAACUUCACAUGGUGCCAGCCUGCGCACGGUACCAACACACUGAGACAAAAACUUAAAUAUCUAACACAACACAAGGUAAAACAGUCUCAAGUGAAAGAUUGAACAGUAAAUAGUACAAAUAGCAUAACAAUGAAAAUCCUUCAUUUCAAUGCACAGUCUAAAUGAAUCAGUAUUUAGGUGUUUUGUCAGUGUGUAAAACACAAAGGCCUACUUACCACUCCAACACUGAAAAAUGACAAUGCUUUUGUGGGAAUGGCUGUUUUUUGACAGACUUGACUGGACCACUGAGACUGAAUACAAAGAGGGAUUCAACAGUGAGCAGACAUUCUAUACAAAGUUGUCCUAGACCUCAAAAAUAUUCUGACAUGAGAAAAUGUAAAAAUGCUUGGUUAAGAUGUAUUUACCUUUACAAAGACAACUGCUUUCUGUUUUUUUCUUUUUUUUUUUUUUUUUUUUUUUUAACUGGACGUAUCCGAGUACAAAUUCAGCUGGGUCAGUAGAGAGCUGUGGACGGAUAUAAGGAUUAGCUG
Seriola aureovittata is the source of this 2952-nucleotide messenger RNA. RefSeq names its product nudix (nucleoside diphosphate linked moiety X)-type motif 7 (gene nudt7). Gene Ontology annotation, molecular function: coenzyme A diphosphatase activity; acetyl-CoA hydrolase activity. The record is from RefSeq and is a predicted model, not a curated record. Gene Ontology annotation, biological process: coenzyme A catabolic process. NCBI's taxonomy places the organism in Eukaryota, Metazoa, Chordata, Actinopteri, Carangiformes, Carangidae. The coding region runs from base 274 to 942 and encodes 222 amino acids. The transcript is spliced from 4 exons.